UUCCCUUUGAGAGACAAGCAAACUAAAAAAUCAAAUUGUGAUUAUGUUUUAUCCAUAAUAAUCAACCCUUAAGGUCUUCUGCUGCAGGAUAAGAGUGCAGUGCGUGUGACUGUAAAUGGGUGUGUGUUUGUGUGCAGGGACUCUGUGGAUGUGCAUUGUGCUGAACCCCCACUGUAAACCCGAGCAGAAAGGUUUCUGGCUUCGACAGCUACGCAGGUGGAACAGUGUGGACGUCUGCCCCUUGGAGGAUGGUAACCAUGGCAGCGAGCUGACCAAUCUGACCAAUGUUCUGCCCCAGGGCCCUCCCGGCAACCUAGACCCACUAACUCGGCCUCACCGGACCGUCUUCACACGGGCGAUUGAGGCCUGUGACCUGCACUGGCAGGACCCCCACCUGCAACACAUCAUCACAGAGGACCACUACGCCAACUACUGUUACCAUGACAACCUGGACAGCUCCCUCUUUGACGCCCGAGGGUGGCCUCUGUGGCACGAGCAUGUCCCCACUGCCUGCGCCCGAGUAGAUGCCCUGAGAUCACACGGUUACCCCAAGGAGGCGCUCAGGCUGGCCAUCACCAUAGUCAACACACUGAGGAGGCAACAGCAGAAACAGCUGGAGUUCUUCCGCACUCAUAAAAAAGAACUGCUCCACAAAGGCGUCACAUCAGUGACCAACCUGGAGGGCUGGGUGGGCCACCCUCUGGACCCCAUCGGCACCCUGUUCAGCACUCUGAUGGAGACGGGGCACGGCAGGGAGGACGGAGCCUCAGUGCUUCUGGACUUCUCAGGCUCACCGUGUGCAGGGAGGACGACGGAGCCGCCCGUUUUCCUGGCGCACCGCUUCCUGGAAGAAGGCGAGUCGUUUGUGUCGCUGGCCGUGGAGACGGCUCUGAUCGGUCUGGGGCAGCAGAGGGUGAUGCCCGACGGCCUUUACGCCCAGGAGAAAGUGUGUCGCAACGAAGAGCAGCUGUUGGCCAAGCUCCAAGAAGUCGAUUUAGGCGACUCGUUGGUGAAAGUCUUCCAGAAGCAAGCUGUUUUCCUGCUAGAGGCUGGUCCUUACAGUGGUCUGGGAGAAUUACUCUACAGAGAGAGCGUUCCCAUGCACACCUUUGCCAAGUAUCUCUUCACCUCACUGCUACCUCAUGACGCCGAGCUGGCGUACAAAAUUGCACUGAGGGCCAUGAGAUUGCCAGUCCUGGAGUCCACAGCCUCCUCUGGUGACUUGUCCCGGCCCCACCAUAUAGUGUCGGUGGUUCCCAACCGCUACCCUCGCUGGUUCACGCUCAGCCACAUAGAGACCCAACAAUGUGAACUGGCCUCUACCAUGCUCACUGCUGCUAAAGGCGACACUCGUAAACUACAAACAGUGUUAGAGUCCAUCCAGAAGAACAUCCACUCCUCAUCACACAUCUUCAAACUGGCCCAGGAUGCCUUCAAGAUCGCCACGCUCAUGGACAGUCUGCCCGAUAUCACUCUGCUCAAAGUCUCCCUGGAGCUGGGCCUUCAGGUGAUGAGAAUGACCCUGUCCACCUUGAACUGGAGGAGGAGGGAAAUGGUGCGAUGGCUCGUCACUUGUGCUACAGAAGUUGGAGUGUUUGCACUGGACAGCAUCAUGCAGAGCUGGUUCACCCUCUUCACACCCACUGAAGCCACCAGUGUCGUGGCCAGCACGGUCAUGUCGAACAGCACCAUCGUCCGCCUGCAUCUGGACUGCCAUCAGCAGGAAAAGCUGGCCAACUCAGCCCGCACCUUAGCCCUGCAGUGUGCCAUGAAGGACCCCCAAAACUGUGCCCUGUCAGCCCUGACGCUUUGUGAGAAGGACCACAUUGCCUUCGAGACGGCCUACCAGAUUGUACUGGACGCAGCUGCUACAGGAAUGAACUACACGCAGCUGUUUACAAUAGCGCGCUACAUGGAGCACCGUGGUUAUCCUAUGAGAGCGUACAAGCUAGCAACGUUAGCCAUGACUCACCUGAACCUCAGCUACAACCAAGACACACACCCGGCCAUCAACGACGUGCUCUGGGCUUGUGCGCUCAGUCAUUCGCUGGGGAAAAACGAACUGGCGGCCGUCAUCCCCCUGGUCGUGAAGAGCGUGAAGUGCGCCACCGUUUUGUCGGACAUUCUGCGGCGGUGCACGCUAACGACGCCAGGCUUGGUGGCGCUGCACAGUCGCAGGAACUCUGGGAAGCUGAUGUCUCUGGACAAGGCCCCGCUCAGGCAGCUACUGGACGCCACUAUCGGGGCCUACAUCAACACGACGCACUCUCGGCUGACACACAUCAGCCCACGCCACUACAGCGAGUUCAUCGAGUUCCUCGGCAAAGCCAGGGAGACUUUUCUCAUGGCGCAGGACGGACACAUCCAGUUCACUCAGUUCAUAGACAACCUGAAACAGAUAUACAAGGGCAAAAAGAAACUCAUGAUGCUUGUUCGAGAGAGAUUUGGCUGAAAGAGCAUCGAAAGACCAUGUGACCCUUUUUUUUAUACUUGAGACUUGUUUUUUGUUUUUUUUAUCCUCUCUAACUUGAAGAAAAAAAAAUCCACUUAAAACGACAUUCACACAAAUCUUACUCUAAUAACUUGGAACUGCUGGGUCUAAUGUGAUAAUGAGACGUCGGGGUGUAAUUAAAUGCACAUCAAGCUAAGGUUUUAAGAGCAGCGUCGAUGAGACUAAUCGACUCCAAGCCACGAAAAUGGACUGAAAAAAAGCUGAAAAUGUUUCUGUAUCAGGUCAAUAUGCUCACCUGUAUACAUUCAAUUAUAUAACACAAAUAGCAUUAGCGUCCCAAAGCAAUUAGCAACACAAGAAUGUGGAUCUCACAUGUUAUGCUAAAAUAAAAAUAUCCCAAUAUUGACCAAAACUAUUGACUACACUCAAUGGAAAUAAGACCAAACUGAUCCACAGAGGUUUGUGACUUGGAGUCUCUUUUCAGUCUAACGCGAUAAGAGACAAUUUCUAGAUAAUUACACGUCAUUUAACUCCAGCUGCACCAUGUGUUAGCACAGUCACAUCCUCGGGUUGACUGAAGUGUUUGAAUCCCAAUUACCUCCUAAAAUAAAACAGGCUUGAAAUCAAACCCAUAAAAGUAAAACACCCGGUAUGGAUGUGUGUAAAAAAAAAAAAACCAAGAAAAACAUUAGAUGUGAAGAAGAAGUAGAGAAUUCAUGGACGUGUGUUUGUGUGUUUCCCUUUACAUGUAUGAACGUGGGAGUGUAAGAGUUUUACACUGAGUAUAAACUGUAUUGUUUAAUGUCCUUGCACUCCUCUUAUGUCCCUCAGUUAACAUCCGCAGCCUCAAAGAGAAAAAACAAACGGCUUUAAACCAAAUGGAGCGACUCCAUCUGAAGUAUCAAGUACCUCUUUUUAAGGAUCCAGCUUUAUCCCCCGGUCCUCACCCCCAUCCUCACCCAUCUGCUCAGUCGGGUGAAAGGAGAGAGAGAAAAAAACUCAUAACCCAUGAUCAGAGUUCAUAAACUGGAUCGUUUCUUUUUUUGUUGUUCUGCCAAAUUCAGGCCGACUGUUCUGGUUCUUGCAGUGUUGUCUCAAACGUUCAGUAUGCUUAGUUUACAGACCAUAAUGUCACGGCUGUCACAGUGCUUGCUCUAGUGGAAACUGUCAAACAUACAUUCUCAGGGAUUUCUCUUUUUUGAAAAAAAGAAAAAGAAAAAAGAAAAAAAGAGAGAGAAUAAAAGCAUUUUAAUGUCCUGUAUAUAUAUGAAAGUAUAUGUCUGAAUAUUGAAAAAAAAAAUGUA
Solea senegalensis (Senegalese sole) is the source of this 3756-nucleotide messenger RNA. It is a transcript of the gene zswim6, whose product is annotated as zinc finger, SWIM-type containing 6. The record is from RefSeq and is a predicted model, not a curated record. The coding region runs from base 116 to 2452 and encodes 778 amino acids. Lineage: Eukaryota; Metazoa; Chordata; Actinopteri; Pleuronectiformes; Soleidae. The transcript is spliced from 10 exons. Gene Ontology annotation, cellular component: Cul2-RING ubiquitin ligase complex.